AUGAAAUACCAAAACUACUAUUGGUUAAAAUAUAUAAAACCCCCAAAAUUGGAAUUUAACAUGAUAUUCUACAAUAGCAGUGGACAAAAUUCCCAAUUGUGGUCUCAGGUUGAUAUUUACCGUAACUAUGUAGCAGAAGUCGCUAAAUUUUUAGGAGCCAGCGAACAUCAGGCUGAAGAAUUAAAAGAAUCAGUGGAUUUUGAGAUGGAACUUAUCUUUUCAAGCAUAAAUAUCAAUCAACCCUAA
This is a messenger RNA of Cotesia congregata, 246 nucleotides long. The record is from the annotation of a GenBank genome assembly. Lineage: Eukaryota; Metazoa; Arthropoda; Insecta; Hymenoptera; Braconidae.